Penicillium manginii is the source of this 1698-nucleotide messenger RNA. RefSeq names its product fungal specific transcription factor domain-containing protein. Gene Ontology annotation, cellular component: nucleus. The transcript is spliced from 5 exons. Gene Ontology annotation, biological process: DNA-templated transcription. The record is from RefSeq and is a predicted model, not a curated record. Lineage: Eukaryota; Fungi; Ascomycota; Eurotiomycetes; Eurotiales; Aspergillaceae. Gene Ontology annotation, molecular function: DNA binding; zinc ion binding. The coding region runs from base 1 to 1698 and encodes 565 amino acids.
AUGGCAGCACAUAGACGAGUCCCGAGAUAUCUCAACCAGUGCCUCCCCCACCCCGACAAGGUAUUCCUUGAAGCGUGCGAUGUGUACUUUCAACACUGUCACAAUAAACCAUAUGGUUUCUUCAGCGCCAAACUUUUCAAAAUAAAACUUUCGCAAAACAGAAUCCCUUUACACCUUCGAUUGGCACUGAUAGCUUGUGCCACUCGUUAUUCCUCUCGGUCACAAUGGAAAGAGCGGAAACAGAGCACGAUCGAUGGCUACGCACGGGGUGCCUGGGAGCUUAUCAUGUCGUCACCCGAUGGCCUUGAUGGCAAUGAAGAUGUGUCGUUGAUCCAAACUCUGGCAAUUCUGGGAGUCAUCGAUGCGACUGCUGGCCGACGGAGAGGCGCAUGGGUCAAGAUUGGAAUGGCCGUUCGAAUCAGCCAAGACUUGAAUAUGAUGGCGGAACCUUGCUCUCAACUUUCUGACUUGGAGCAAGAUGAGCGAAGAAAUCUUUUUUGGUCACUUUAUCUCCUCGAUCGGUUUGUGUGCUGCUCAUUCGAUCGACCACCCGCGAUUAAGGACUCAGACUGUCUUCUCAACCUUCCUACCAACCAUGGCUCAACAAAACCAGCAACGCCUCUGAAAUUACGCCAGCUUCGUUCUCAAAGGUCACACGAUAUUUCUCAACAGUCUGGUAUGUUUGGGAUCAGUAUUGGUCUUGCUUCUGUAUUGGGACGUGCAGUGAAGUGUAUGAUGACCAAGACACCCAACUCCCACGCGCCGUGGCAGAAUGAUUCCGAAUUCUCGGCUAUAUACUCAGAUCUUGAAUAUCUCAAGGAGUUAGCCGUUAAGAAUUCCCCUGUAUUAGCCGAGCCAGGCCAGCCUCGCUCACCAAAUGACAUGCAAGAUACCGACCGUGAACAAACGGCGCAUAUGGUCUUAUCGCACACUGUUUACCAUCUUGCCCAUUGCAUCCUGAGUCACCCUUUCCUACUCGCUCUGAAGAUCCAGAACUUCCAACAUUUUGAAAUCCCGCCAACUUGGCUAGAAGAGACGCGAGCAACAUGUCUUGUACAUGCCGGAUCGUUAGUCACAGUCCUAGUUGAAGCAAAGGCAGCCGGAUAUAUGCCCGUGCCAUCUGUUUACAGUUAUUGCAUUCUACUUGCGAGUACUAUACAUGCAUUUUAUUUUUAUAGUGACAGAUCGGCAAUAAGCGCGAGCUCGGCUGAGUAUCUACGGACAGCCUUGGACUACCUGGGGGAAAUUUCAGAGCUUUGGGGUAAUGCUCAGAUGAUGGCAAAUGCGUUGAAAUCUUUCGUUAUCCAGUGCUCACGAUAUAGCGAUAUUCUACUCUGUCACAAACCACGUCUCCAUGAACUUACCCAAACGGAAAAUACCAUAUUAACAGCGGUAGUGGACUACUGGACUAUGAUGGAUCCGCGAAACCCAGUGUUUGACUUGGCGCCAUUCAAUGCGGACAAUUUCCCCGAUUUUUCUGAUACAGAGUUCGGCUAUAUAACACCACCAACUUCAUCUACACUCGGGGGGGAUUUCUUCCAGUGGUGGUGGAGCAUAAAUAAGGAGGGCCAUUCCAUUGAUCCCGAUAUCUUGCUUCACUACCCCGUAUCAAUGAUGUCUCCUAUGGCAUCAGAAGAUGGUGGCUCUCCUCAAUGGGACUGGGAUCAUGAGCUUGAUUCUGUUGCAGAAAAGAAAUGA